AUGCAGAGCGGGGGAGGAGGGCGAGCUACUCUUAAGGGGGGCAGAGCAACGAUCCGAGCAUCUUUGCCUGAGGGCGGGGCUGAGACUGAGAGCAACGAGGGCACUUGGUCUACUCCGAGUGUUUGUGGGCGGGGCUCGAGCGUGAGGUCUUCUACUGGGGGCGGGGCUGAGUCAGUUGCCCCUCUCAGACUGGGGUUCAGGAGUGUGGGCUGCGCGCUGGAUUCGGGGGCUGGGGCCCCAGCUGUCGGACCCGCCGAGACCCUCUCGAGUAUCGGUGUAGGAGGGCGCACGAGCCCGCUUGGGGUCUCUGCUUUGAGCGGAGCAGAACCACGCGCUGUCUUCGCCCCGGGCGCCGAGGCCGGUCUCCUCUUCACCAUGCCUUUUCUUGAAAAAGAGGAAAACAGUGAACCUAUGUUGAUGAAAAAUGAAACACGCCUACAAAUCUUAAAGAACAAGGAGCAGAGAAAGAGACUUGUUCAUGAAAUUUGUACUUUUUUAGAUAGCAGCCAGUCUGUCCAAGAAAUUGAUGCUUUAAGGACAGAAAACAGGAAAUUAAAAAAUGCGAACUCAAGGCUUCGCUAUAAGACAAAGGAUUGGGCAUUAAAGAAAGAAGAAUAUGAAAAUGAGAUUGAGAGGCUGUCUAGUGAGAUAUCAAAUUAUUUAAAUGUCACCAAUUUUUGGUAUCAAGACACAGAGCUUCUUAAUGAUGAGCAUAAUAAUAUACCAAGGGAACAGGCAAACAAUGUAAGCACUCAGACAGAGGGCGCCCUUGGACCAGUAAAAAGCGUCUCUGUGAGGAAUGUUACAACGCAGACUGGAGAAGAUGAUACAAGACACACAAGUGAAGAACUCUUAUCACAGGAUGAAUAUGAACAAUAGAAGAGCAGCUAACUAUUUUUAAAGGCCUGGACAACAGAUUGUUUUAUGUUGUUUCAAGUUUGUCUUCUCAUUGAAUUACUCGAUUCUAUGAAUGAAUUAAAGAGACGUUAUCUCAGUUCUUUCAAAUUAGUGUAAUUUUGGUGAAAUGUUUAUGGGGAGUAGCUCUUAAAAUAUUGAUUGUCAGUAUCAUGUAGUGGACAGAAAGCUGACUUUAGAACCUGAAAGAUUGGCAUUCAAAUCCUGUUUCUGACCCAUUGUCAGUGUUUUAGGAAACUUUUUUUUGGGGGGGGGUAGGCAAUUGGGGUUAAGUGACUUGCUCAGGAUCACACAAUUGGAUUUGAACUCAUGUCCUCCGGACUCUAGGGCCAGUGCUCCAUCCACUGCCACCUAGCUACCCCUUCUAGAGUACUCUUUAAGAUGAAGUUGCAGAGAAAGUACCAACUUGCUUUGGUAGAAUGAGUUUCUUUUCUUGGAAUUCCUUAAGUCAUUGAGCUCACAGGUCCAUUCCCCAUCACUAAAUAGUACUCUAAAAUAUGUAAUUUAACAGGCAUUUGUAGAAAAUCUCUGCAUCAUCUGGUUAGAGCAAGAGUGAAACAACAGUGAAAUUUUAGAAGAUGGUUUUUUAUUAACAUUUUAAUUUAAAGUUUUGAGGUUCAAAUUCUAUCACUUCUUCCUUCCCUCCUCCCCACCCAGGCAGUAAACAAUCAGAUAUAGGUUAAACAUGUGCAAUUUUUAAAAACAUUUCCAUAUUAGUCAGAAAAUGGAUUUUACAAUAAGAAAAUAUAAUGUGCCUCUAUAAAUACAAGAUACUCGAACCACGUAAGUGAAAAAGAGAUCAGUAUAUUUUAUUAUUUCCUGCUAUUAAAAAAUAAAUGACAGAGGCCUCAGUACUUAGGUGAUUGAUUGAUUAGCAUUCACAUUUUGGCUCAGCAGAAUAUAAGUAUGAACUGCAGAAAAUGAAUCUAGAAGUCUCAUAAAUGUACUUUUAGAUAAGUGAAAACUCUAUGUUUUACAAGAAUGAGAAAUAAUGACUAUAUGUUUCCUCAUUUAUUUUUGGUGUCAAAAGAGCCCCAAAUGGCUUAUACAAAUAAAUCCAGGCCUUUUUAUUCAGACACUGGGGAAAUAUAUUUCUAGAUUGUUCUAACAUAGAGUACUAUUCUGCUAUGAGCCAGAGGGAUGUGCUGCUUAGAAAGUUUUCAGAAAUGACUGUUUUAUUUAAAACUAGCUCUGUCAGCUGAAGAGCAGGAAUAGAACAAGAGCAGACUUGCUGAAUGAGGAUAAGUUAGAGUUGGGAAGCGUUUUUUCCAUCAGUACUCCCAGAGAGGCCACAGUAUUCCCAAUGCCAGUAAGAACUUCAGGCUUGAUUGACCAUUUAUUUGCAUCAGAAACACAGAACACUAUUGGAACACAGAGACAACUAAUGUCCUAGUUUCUUGCCAGUUGCAAUGAAAAUGCAAAUUAUUUUUGUGUGUGCCUGUUUAAUGGUGUGUGUGUUUAUACCUUAGUUUUCUUAUUUGUCAAUCGAGGAUAAUAGCUUCUGUGCCUACCUCACAGGGUUAUUGUGAAGUGCUUUGAAAAAUGUAAAUUCUAUGUAAAUGUGUGGGGGAUAUA
This is a messenger RNA of Dromiciops gliroides (monito del monte), 2490 nucleotides long. RefSeq lists its product as uncharacterized. The transcript is spliced from 17 exons. The record is from RefSeq and is a predicted model, not a curated record. Lineage: Eukaryota; Metazoa; Chordata; Mammalia; Microbiotheria; Microbiotheriidae. The coding region runs from base 1 to 879 and encodes 292 amino acids.